Messenger RNA from Lynx canadensis (Canada lynx), 2913 nucleotides. RefSeq names its product MDM2 binding protein (gene MTBP). The transcript is spliced from 22 exons. Gene Ontology annotation, cellular component: kinetochore. Gene Ontology annotation, biological process: protein localization to kinetochore; regulation of protein ubiquitination; traversing start control point of mitotic cell cycle. The coding region runs from base 27 to 2741 and encodes 904 amino acids. The record is from RefSeq and is a predicted model, not a curated record. Lineage: Eukaryota; Metazoa; Chordata; Mammalia; Carnivora; Felidae.
UGAAAUAGGAGCUCGGCUCGAAGGAGAUGGAUCGGUACCUGCUCCUUGUGAUCUGGGGGGAAGCAAAAGUCCCGUCAGCAGCGGGUGGGGAAGUGGAUCAUGGGCCUGCGAAGUCGUCCGUUGAGGGUACCGAGAAACAGCCGGAUUUAACAGCAGCAAAUGUUUAUCACUUCCUGAAAAGAAGCAUUAGUGCUUCAAUGAAUCCAGAAGAUAGUACUUUUCCUGCAUGUUCGGUAGGCGGCAUACCUUCUCCCAAGAAGUGGUUCUUUGCAGUGCAGGCAAUAUGUGGAUUUUAUCAGUUUUGCAGUUCUCACUGGGAAGAGAUACAUUUUGGUACAGAAAAAGAUGAAAUUGAAGAUGUUCUUCAAACAAAUAUUGAAGAAUGUUUGAGCGCUGAGUGUUUUGAGGAAGAAGAUAGUAAUAGCAGAGAAUCAUUAUCCUUGGCUGACCUGUAUGAAGAAUCUGCAGAAAAUUUGCAUCAAUUGUCUGACAAACUUCCUGCUCCUGGUAGAGCAAUGAUAGAUGUAAUACUGUUGCCUUCUGACAAAGAUCCUCCCAAGUUGAAAGACUGUUUACCUACUAUAGGAGCAUUAAAACAUUUAAAGGAAUGGUAUUCAGCAAAAAUAACUAUAGCAGGAAAUAAUUGUGUAAUAAAUUAUCAGAAAAUUGCAGAAUACCUUUCUGCUAAUGUCAUAUCUUUAGAAGAUCUCAAAAAUGCUAUUGACUCAAAGGAAUUAUGGAGGGGAAAGAUUCAGAUAUGGGAAAGAAAGUUUGGAUCUGAAAUUAUUUUUCCUGAAUUUUGUUUAAAGGGAGUCACUCCUACGAAUUUUAGUACAUCUACUUUAAAUCCUUACAUUCUUGCCAAAAAGACAUUACCAUCGAAGGAUAAGAAUAUUUUACCAAAGGUUUUCCAUUAUUAUGGCUCUGCUUUAGAAUUUGUGCAGAUAAUAAAAUUAUCAGAUCUGCCCUCCUGCUAUAUGUCGGACAUUGAAUUUGAAUUAGGGUUGACACAAAACAAUACCAAACAAAAUUCCAUGUUGCUAUGGGAGCAGAUUUCUUCUCUGCGUGGCAAGGUUGGUGCUCUUUUUGUAUUGCCAUGUACUAUUAGUAACAUACUUAUUCCACCUCCCAGCCAACUCAGUUCAAGAAAAUGGAGAGAAUAUAUAGCUAAAAAGCCUAAGACAAUCAGUGUUCCAGAUGUUGAAGUGAAAGGUGAGUGCUCCAGCUAUUAUCUCCUGUUACAAGGUGCUGGCAAGAGAAAAUGUAAAGCCACCUUGAUUCACUCGGCCAACCAGAUCAAUGGCUCAUUUGCACUCCGUUUCAUUCAUGGAAAGAUGAAAGCAAAGACAGAAGAAGCCAAACUGAGCUUUCCUUUUGACUUCUUGUCACUUCCACAUUUUUCUGGGGAGCAACUUAUACAGAGAGAGAAACAGUUAGCUAAUGUCCAGGCUUUGGCUUUGAAAGAAUGUCUGAAAAGGAGAAAGUUGGCAAAGCAGCCUGAAGUAGUUUCUGUUGAUGAACUCAAAAAUCUGUUAGUACUCACAAGGGAACACUUUGUAGAUCAUUUUGAUGCUUUUCUUCCUAAAACAAUUUCAAUAAAGACAGACAAAAUUAAAACCUCCGAUAUGUCAAAUGACAUCAGUUCAGUGGAACCUGGUUCUUCAAGUCUAAUGGAAACCAAUCCCCUGGAAUGGCCAGAAAGGCAUGUUCUUCAAAAUUUGGAAAGUUUUGAAAAAGCUAAACAAAAAAUGAGAACUGGUUCAUUACCUCGUUCAUCUGAACAGUUGCUGGGCCACAAAGAGGGUCCACGGGAUUCAGUCACCUUAUUGGAUGCUAAGGAAUUGCUGAAAUUCUUUACUUCAGAUGGAUUACCAGUUGGAGAUCUUCAACCUUUACAGAUUCAAAAGGGGGAAAAGACUUUUGUUCUGACACCGGAACUUAGUCCUCGGAAACUUCAGGGUUUACCUUUUGAAAAAGCCUCAGUAUGUCAUUAUCAUGGAAUUGAAUAUUGUUUGGAUGACCGAAAAGCACUAGAAAGAGACGGGGGAUUUUCUGAACUUCAGUCUCGUCUUAUUCGUUAUGAAACCCAGACCACCUGCACCAGAGAGGGUUUUCCGGUGCCCACGGUGUUGAGCCCUCUUCCAUCACCUGCAGUCUUGUCAGAGCCUGGAAGCAUCCCUGACGGAGAAGCUCCACAAAGUGAGCUCCGAACUGAAGUGUCUCGAUUGAAAAGGAGAUCAAAAGAUCUAAAUUGCCUUUAUCCCCCCAAAAGACUUGUGAAGUCUGAAAGUUCAGAUUCUCUUCUUUCUCAGACAAGUGGCAGCACUAAUCCUCAUCAUCAUGCAGUGACGUCCAGAAAACCACGAGCAGAGCGAUCAUUAUCUGUGACCUGUCCAUCUGUUCCAGUUCUUAGCAAUGAAACUUCAAAAGUCACUACAAAAGCCAGUUCUGGUCAAAAAAGUGUGCAUGGAUCAAAAACAUCAAGGCAAAUUAAGGAAUCAAGAUCACAGAAACACACACGGAUACUGAAAGAAGUAGUUACGGAAACCCUGAAGAAACACAGCAUUACUGAAGCUCAUGGAUGUUUCACUGCAUGCAGCCAACGUCUCUUUGAGAUCUCCAAGUUCUAUCUGAAGGAUCUUAAAACUUCAAGGGGUUUAUUUGAAGAAAUGAAGAAAACAGCAAACAACAAUGCUGUACAGGUGAUUGAAUGGGUAUUAGAAAAGACAAGCAAGAAAUAACACAGAAUCUUUCUCUUUGGACAGUUAUAAAUUGGCCAGAGCUGUUAUUUCCUAUUUGUUUCUUUAGUUUGAAAAUUAUAAGCAAAUUUCAAACUUUAUUCAUAGAAUAGAUGUUUUGUCUCUAAAUAAUUUUAUAAAUAUCCAAUAUUUAUAUAGUUUUGAGGAUGCUCAA